Messenger RNA from Emys orbicularis (European pond turtle), 1360 nucleotides. RefSeq names its product protoheme IX farnesyltransferase, mitochondrial. Gene Ontology annotation, biological process: heme A biosynthetic process. Bases 32 to 1360 code for a protein of 442 amino acids. The transcript has 7 exons. NCBI's taxonomy places the organism in Eukaryota, Metazoa, Chordata, Testudines, Emydidae. Gene Ontology annotation, molecular function: protoheme IX farnesyltransferase activity. The record is from RefSeq and is a predicted model, not a curated record. Gene Ontology annotation, cellular component: mitochondrion; mitochondrial membrane.
GAGAAGGGAGCGGGAGGUGCCGCUGCGGGUUAUGAGCGCGGCCCGGCGCUGCGGCCCACCCCGGGCUCUCACAGGAUUAUUUGUCUGGCACCUUCCGAAACCAGCAGUACGGCAAAUGCCAUGCAAGUUUAUGCACUGUUGUGGAGUAGCCAAUAAAAGAUGGAUUACAUUUCAGCACCUUAACUUCCUCAAACGAAUGUAUGUAACACAGUACAACAAAGACCUCAGUCAGCAAGCAAAACCGAAGUCAGAUCCAGUUGCACCUCCUUUCCUUGAGAAAAAACAUUUGGGUCAAGAAAAAACAGUUCUACGUGAGAUCAGACCAGUUUCACCUCUCCACCCACCUUUGUCUGAGACUCCGAACAGAAAUGAGUUCAAAGCAGUAAAUUCAGCUGCAAUUGUAGAAGACUUGGCAACAGCCGUAGGAGCAGAAUCCAAAGAAGAAAAACAGUGGAAAGAAAUGAAGCUACAACUGGAUGAUUUACCAGGAAUUUUGGCACGUUUGUCCAAAAUCAAACUUACAGCUCUGGUUGUGAGUACCGCAUCUGCUGGGUUUGCUAUGGCUCCGGUCCCUUUUGACCUAACUUGUUUCCUGCUUACCUCCAUUGGAACUGGACUUGCUUCCUGUGCAGCCAAUUCCAUCAAUCAGUUCUUUGAGGUUCCCUUUGACUCGAAUAUGAACAGGACAAAAAACAGACCCCUGGUGCGAGGACAGAUCAGCCCUCUGCUUGCAGUGUCCUUUGCCGCCUCCUGUGCAGUUCCAGGAAUCGCCCUGCUGACCCUGGGAGUAAAUCCUCUCACUGGGGCGCUGGGAGCCUUCAACAUUUUCCUGUACACGUGUUGUUACACACCAAUGAAAAGAAUGAGCAUCGUCAACACGUGGGUGGGAGCUGUUGUUGGUGCCAUUCCCCCCAUCAUGGGCUGGACUGCAGCUACCGGCAGCCUUGAUGCUGGCGCGUUGCUGUUGGGAGGAAUUCUCUAUUCCUGGCAGUUUCCUCAUUUCAAUGCCCUGAGCUGGGGCCUCCGGGAGGAUUACUCACGAGGAGGAUACUGCAUGAUGUCCGUCACUCACCCUGCGAUGUGCCGGCGGGUUGCUCUGCGUCACUGCUUGGCCUUAAUUGGACUCUCAACAAUGGCCCCCAUCCUCGAUGUCACCACAUGGAAUUUUCCGCUCAUUUCACUCCCUAUCAACCUGUACAUUUCCUACCUCGGCUUUCGGUUCUACAGGGAUGCAGAUCGCAGCAGCUCCAGGAAACUUUUCUUCUGCAGCCUGUGGCACUUACCAAUGCUUCUGCUUCUCAUGCUCACAUGUAAGAAAUCCCUGAUACAGAAAGAAGACAAAAGCGAGCUUCUCAGUUGA